AACCUAUGCUGUACAACACAGCUGGGAAGACUGACAAGAAGACAUCACACCUGUCCCCAGGUUUCGGAAAAGGCAAGAUUCCUGUUCUGCCUAGCACAGAUUCCCACAUGUUGGCCCUGGCCGGGGAACUGGUUCCGCCCAGAAAAAGGUGUGCCCCAGAGUCCCUUUCACAGAUGAGGGGAACCAGAACUGCAUCGGGGAAGUGACAGACAUCCCUCUCUGGGUCCAAGCCAAGAGCAGCUGCUGGGGCAUGAACACUAAGAUGAAGGGAACCAGAGCUGCAUCAGGGAAGUGGCAGACAUCCCUCUCUGGGUCCAAACCAAGAGCUGCUGCUGGGAAGCCCAGUGGGAACCGCCAGCCACAGAGGAAGACUGGCCAGCAGGUGAGAGGUCCUGCGAAUGCUGAGCAUCCAGAAGCUCCUACAGGGCCGAGCGUAGAGGACCGAGCAGCCACUCUCAUUCAGUGCGCCUUCCGGCAGCACCUGGCCAGGAAGGAACUGGCUCGCCGUCGAGUUAAGCGCCAGGAGUAUGUGGAACAAAUGGAGAAGCUGCAGAGGGAGGCCUACCUGGCCUUAGUGCGCCAGGAGCAGGAGAUGGCCCGCCGGCGGCGCGAGAAGGAGGAGGCAGCGCAGCGCGAGCGGCUGGAGGAGCUGCGGCGCCGCCGCCGCCUCCUGGACGCGGCCUUCGACGGGGACCUGGCGGAGAUCCGGGCGGUCCUGGACGAGGUGGAGCAGCGGCUCACCCGGGACGGCGUGGGCCACGACGAGGAGGGCCGCUCGCGCAGACUGCAGCGGCGCGUGGCCUUGGUGGAGUGUGAGGACGGCCACGGGAACACGCCGCUGUCCGAGGCGGCUGCGGGCGGGCAGACCCAGGCCAUCCAGCUGCUGGCCGAGCUGGGCGCCAGCCCCAACAGCAAGGGCGCCUUCGGUCGGACGCCGCUGUACCGGGCAGCCUUUGCGGGCCAUCUGGAAGCCGUGGAAGCGUUGCUGAAGCUCGGAGCAGACCCUCGCGUGUACGCGGAUGAUGGGAGCACCCCUGCGCAGGUGGCUCCCCUGAAUGCAGUGGCGAGUGUGCUGCAGUCCUGGGACCUGAGCCUUACUGAGGCCAUGCUGCGGAACAUGGAGGCUGAGUGGCAGCGCCGCGCUCAGGAGGCCCAGCAGCAGCAGGCCGCAGCGGCUAAGCGCUUGGCCCUCAGAGUGCAGCGGCUGGCCAGGGAGCAGCAGCAAUGCCACAAGGUGCUACAGCAGGCCUACUGUGAGCUGCAUCGGAGGAUCUCGGAGCAUGACAGGUGCCAGCGGAAGUGCCCGGGCAAGUCUGAGCUCACACUGCAGGCCAUCAAGGAUACAGAGACCCACGUGGACAAGUUGCGGCAGGAGGCACAGAAAGCUGAGGAGAUGUUGGCCAUGGCUCGGCUGGAGCUGCGCGAGCAGAGCCAGGAGGAUGAGGAGGAGGCUCCAGGGCUGAAGUGCCAGGUCACUGAACUCCACGAUGUGCUGAUGAAGGAUGUGGGCCACCGCAUUAGUGCUGAUGGCAGGUGGCCUCUUGUCAUAGAUCCUUCAGGCCAGGCAGCUACCUUCCUGCGCUACCAGGACACCAACUACAUAGAUACCAUGAAUCCAGAGCACCUGAGGCCUGAGACUAUCCGGCUGGCACUGCUGGGGGCGCUCAGGUAUGGGAAGCCACUGGUGUUUGACUUCCGAGAAGUGGACCUGUUUCCCGUGGUACAGCGGCAGCUGGAUGCUGUGCAGCCAGGCCUGGCACAGGCACUGCUGAGCCGUAGACUGCUGGAGCAAGAGGGGUACUUGUCACUGCUGCGGCCCACUGAUGGGGCAGAGUACGAUCCUGCUCAGUUCCAGGAGGCGCGCCUGGAACACUUCCGCCUCUUCUUCGUCACCCAGAUCCAGUGGCCACCAACUGAGCAACUGCAAGUGCUGCUCCCUGUGCGUGUGCAGCUCCCCAGUAGAGGUCUCUAGUGCUUCUCCCAAUAAAGCACCCACUGACUGCUGGACACUGGCUCACAGGGCCCUGUGGGGGAGCCCUGAGGGGAAAGCCACAGACUGGGAG
Molecule: messenger RNA, 2063 nt
Organism: Octodon degus (degu)
Lineage: Eukaryota; Metazoa; Chordata; Mammalia; Rodentia; Octodontidae
Gene: Iqank1
Product: IQ motif and ankyrin repeat containing 1
Exons: 16
Coding region: 251-1972 (573 amino acids)
Biological process (GO): regulation of barbed-end actin filament capping
Cellular component (GO): cytoplasm; nucleus
Molecular function (GO): protein binding
Source: RefSeq, a predicted model, not a curated record